Molecule: messenger RNA, 2140 nt
Organism: Cercospora beticola
Lineage: Eukaryota; Fungi; Ascomycota; Dothideomycetes; Mycosphaerellales; Mycosphaerellaceae
Product: NAD(P)-dependent alcohol dehydrogenase
Molecular function (GO): oxidoreductase activity
Source: RefSeq, a predicted model, not a curated record
GGGCGAUUCGGCUUCAGGCCUGAGGCACGAUUCGCAGAUUUCGCUCGUCCGGCCGGACGGCUUUGACUUCGACUUCGACACGCUUCAAAUGCACGGGAAUUGCUGUUCGACUUCGCCGAGCGAGCAGCUUGCACACAUUUCACUGCUCGUACUGAUUCCUCAGCACCGGACGCUCGGAGCCUUGUCGCGUUCGUCGUAUCGAUGGAUCCGGCUGGAACAGCAGAGAAGGCUACAGCGUAAGAGCAAGGACAGGCAGCGGCCGGAUGCUGGUCUCCUGAACAAAGUCCGUCGCCGUUUGCACGCAAGGACGCGUCCGCAGAGCACCAAAGGAGAUGCAGGAACACACAAUUGCCCGCCAGCAGCGAUGCCUACGAUAGAAGUUGAAGCCUGGGGCGUUAUGUCCGGACUCGCGGUAGGCAAACUUGUUCGGCGGGACAAUUUUUCGCCGAGACAGAGCAUGGAUCUUGCGACAGUGAUACAAUGACGACUACGACACAACAUGUUCAAAAGAGGUACCUUGAGCUGUCAAGACGCAUGCCUCGUCCUCAUCCAUACUCUCUUUUCCUUCACAUCAUCGUGUUCUUGACGCGGGUCUAAUCGCGGUUGCCACUCCACACUCCAAACCAUGUCUGACACUAAAACAUCUCGCGCCUGGCAGUUCAGCAGCACCAAAGGUGGCCUGGAGAAGAAUCUAAAGCUUAAUGCCGAUGUACCACUUCCACGACGCAAGCCCGAUCAACACUUAGUUCAGGUCCUCGCUGCGGCACUCAAUCCGGUCGACUACAAGGCGCCUGAAGUACCAGGCUUCACCACCUUAGCUCUCAAGACCCCGGCUACACCUUCAGUGGACUUCGCUGGACGUAUCAUAGAGCCGGCAGAUGGGUCAACGUUCAAGCCAGGUCAGCUCGUCUUCGGUGGCGCUGGUGCUGGAGGCAUUGUAGGCGGCGCCUUAGGCGAACACACCGUUGCUAUGGAUUCGCGUGUAGCAGCGUUACCUGAAGGCGUGUCACCAGUCGCUGGUGCCUCAGCGACCAUCUGUGGCAUCACCGCUUAUCAAUCGAUCAUACCCUACGUCAAGACAGGCAGCAGUAUCUUCAUCAAUGGUGGCAGUGGCGGUACGGGCGUCUUCGGGAUUCAAAUUGCAAAAGCUGGUGGUGCUUAUGUCACUACCACUUGCUCAACCGCCAACGUUGAUCUGUGCAAGAGUCUUGGAGCCGACGAAGUCAUUGACUACAAGCAAUCCAACAUCCUGCAGACUCUCAUCUCGAACGGGCGAAAGUACGACCAUGUAGUCGACAAUGUCGGCUCAAGCCCAGAGCUGUUCUAUAAAGCGCAUCAGUACACCAAUCCAGGAGCGGUAUACGUUAUGGUGGGAGCGCCAAUCGCAUUCAAAACCUUUUGGCACAUGAUCGCAAUGAGACUUUGGCCUGGCUUUCUCGGUGGGGGCCAACGAAAGAUUACCACGCUCAUGGCAGACAUCAACUCGAACGACCUUGCGGCCAUAGGCAAAUGGAUGCAAGAUGGCCAGAUCAAGCCUGUCAUUGACGAGAAGUUUAAGUUUGAGGAUGCGCCGAAAGCUUUUGAGAAGUUGAAGACUGGGAGGGCGAAGGGCAAGAUCGUGGUCGAAGUUUCUGGUGAGGCUUUCACGAGCACAUGAGCGAAUUCAGGCUGGCCGUCUACUACCAUCCGGUACUCUGGAUUUGGGCUACUGCAAUGAGCGUAGCAUCGUCUGAGGUGCUCUGACUGGACUAGGCGUCACGAGGCCCGUGAAGUCUCCCCAUGUCGAGAAAUGUUAUAGUGAUUGGGAAGCACACUUAGAGCAUAGUCGAAGAGUACGAUAUGCUGCCCGCCAUCCUUGGUCCUGCGCAUCUGCCAUCGGAUUUCCAGGCCAACAUGAUGACGAGGCCGGUUAUGAUGCUGGUGGGAAGACAUCAAGGAAGAGGUUCUGAAUUGCAAUGGCGACCAUAAGCGCUCAAGGCAGCGACGACUGCCCUUACUGCUACGCAGAUACAUGUAGCAGGACAGUAGGAGUAGGAGAGCUCGUCAUCAAGCCUGAGGCACACAUUUCCCAACAUUACAUGGUCGUAUAAAUGUAGUCUCCUCUCGCUGUCCAUACUUUGCAAGUUCUGUGCAUCGCCAC